Striga hermonthica is the source of this 642-nucleotide messenger RNA. Lineage: Eukaryota; Viridiplantae; Streptophyta; Magnoliopsida; Lamiales; Orobanchaceae. The record is from the annotation of a GenBank genome assembly.
ACCGCCGCCCCAAGUCGAGGAGCAAACGUUGACCAUGACAAGGGGCGAGAUGCAAAGAAUGAUUGCAGAGGCCGUGGCGGCCCAAAUCAAACAAGCGCAAGUCGAACAACCAAGGGUCGAGCGGCCCAGGAUCGAGCAAGCAAGGGUUGAGCAGCCUCAAAAUGAAAAACCACCCCCGGAGCGCGAACAGCAAGCGCAGUCGCAGGAGAGGCAGAACAGAAGAGUUGAUGAAGAGAAAUCCUCUGUUAGGACUGUCAAUCCACAGGCGAGAAAUGACACCCUGGAGCAGUUAUUAGCGCAGGUGCGAGAUUUGCAGGCUCGAGUCGAGGGGACAAAAACAAGAAGCUCGAGGGGACACCCUUUUUCACAACACAUUCUAGAUGCUGACUUGCCUCAGGGGUUUAGAGAACUUAACAUCUGGUACGAUGGGUCGACUGACCCCUCUCGAUAUCUGAGGAGUUUUAAAAACAUGGCAGUAUUGCACCGCUACAAUGAUCCCGUUCAAUGUCGAGCGUUCCUGACGACUCUGCGAAUACCUGCGCAAGACUGGUUUCAUCAAUUGCCCCCGGGAGCCGUCAGGGACUUUGACGGAUUUAGUUCAAGUUUCCUGAAUCAAUUCGCAAGUGUAAAGGCCCAAGAAAA